Struthio camelus australis is the source of this 1978-nucleotide messenger RNA. RefSeq names its product tumor protein p63 regulated 1 like (gene TPRG1L). Gene Ontology annotation, cellular component: cytoplasm; synaptic vesicle. The record is from RefSeq and is a predicted model, not a curated record. Lineage: Eukaryota; Metazoa; Chordata; Aves; Struthioniformes; Struthionidae.
ACCCGCGCCGGCCGCCUCAAGGAGUACUUCGUGUUCCGGCCCGGAACGAUAGAGCAAGCCGUUCACGAGAUUCGCGUUGUCGUGAUGCCGACCGAAGAUGGAGAAGUGCAGAGCGUAUGGCUGCUCACCGAAAUUGAUCACUGGAAUAACGAGAAGGAGCGUCUAGUUCUUAUCACAGAUUGGUCCCUUCUGAUCUGUAAAUACGACUUCAUUAGCCUGCAGUGCCAGCAUGUGACAAGAAUAUCACUCAAUGCAGUUGAUACCAUCUCUGUAGGGGAGUUUGAGUUCCCACCUAAAUCUCUAAACAAGCGAGAAGGUAUUGGUAUUCGAAUUCAGUGGGACAAGCAAAGUCGUGCCUCCUUCAUAAACAGAUGGAAUCCAUGGUCCACAAAUGUUCCAUAUGCCACAUUCACUGAACAUCCAAUGGCAGAUGCUGAUGAGAAGAUUGCAUCCCUUUGCCUACUAGAAAACUUUAAAACUCAACUAAUUCAAGCUGUGAAGAAAGCCCAUAAGGAGUCACCAUUGCCAGGAAGAGCUAAUGGCGUAUUAGUGCUGGAGCGUCCUCUUCUGAUUGAAACUUACCUGGGAUUGAUGUCCUUCAUCAACAACGAAGCAAAACUUGGCUACUCCAUGACAAGAGGCAGAAUUGGAUUUUAAAGUUUGUUGCUUUUAAUGUUUUCAAAGCAAAGCUAUUUGAAAUUAGUCUCCUGGAGAGAGUGGCAGAAUACUCAAUAAUCAAAAUGAAGUUAUGGGAAUAAAAGCAGUUGGCUGCAGAACCAUCAGUUCACAGAAGUUAUCUGUGAUUAUCAUCAUGAAGAUUGCUAGAAUGCACAUCAGAUUAAUCUUAAGUGGACACAAGGUAGCAUCGUUCUUGUACUUUGUAUCUAGUUUUCAGUUUUUACUGGUUCAUAUGCAAGGCUAGUGAACAGUGGUAUUUCCUCUUCCUUUCUAACUACAUGCUCUUUGCCUGUUAACUAAGCGUGACUGGUAUCUGCUACAGACACUCCACACAAAUAUCCAAGAUACAGUAGCAUGUUCAUGCCAUAUCACAGUUGUAUCCCUAUAUAUAGUGUCAAAUCAUGUGGUGUGUUUAGGAUUGAUUUGUACUGUUCAAAGAGGUAUUAGUGGCUCAAGAUUACAGUAAUUUUAGUAUUUUGAUUAUUUCCAUAUCAAGAAAUUUUAUGGUUGUCAGUCAUUCUGUAGCAAAACACUGAGACAGCAAAUUUGGUUAAAGCCGUACUGUUAUGCCCUCUCAGAAACAGCAUAUUUGAACUAUUACUUUAUAAACUGAAGUAUAUGGCUGAACAUAAGUUCAUAACUAUUUUUGUAAUAGCCUCCCUCUCAAAAAUCUAAUUGAAUCUAAGUUGCAAGUUUCUUGCAUACAAUUUCUUGCUGCAACCAUAAUAAAGACCUGUCUUGAAACAAUAGCCAAAAGCCUCGUGAACACAUUUGCCUUCAAAGUUAUUUACACAAAACAUUUUUUAUAACUUAAAUUCUACUUUAAUUAGAUUUAUAUUCUUAGCAAUUUUUCUUAAAUCUACUCUAGUGUGGGACAGCAGCAGAGCAGGACUUUCUAAUGGAGACUGAUAAAACUAAGCAGUAUACAUCAAUCUUGAUUUAUAUAAUCUUGCACUUAACCUCAUACAAAUCCUGAGUACAGAAUGAAUUUCAGAUGCAGCAUAAGAAAUACAAUAAUCUCGAGCAAUUUUGGUUGGAGUAACAAGCUUUUUCACUGUGUAUGACCAUCUACGUGUCAUUUUACCAUAGCAUCUCUCUGCUACUAUAAUGCUGAAUAAAAUUCUGUGCAGCCGUGGUAUUUUUCUGAACUUAAAUAAAGUAGAUGUAUGUUUCUGAAACUUAUGUAAAAUGGAAGUGAUGAUGGAAUGAAUGCAACAAACUGCAUGGCCUUCUUGAUGCAUUUUCUAAGAUAUCUAUUUAACUUUUGUUAAUCUUGUAGUAAAGUUAAAUUCCAACUUAA